AUGGAUAUCAAUUGGAUCAUCGCAUUGACGAUCGCCUGGCUAACGUGUCCGGUGAAUGGGAAAAUGACUUGUCGUGAGGUACAACUGGCUCGUGAGUGCGAAGCUCUUUGUAAAAAAAAUCGUCACGGCGGGAUUUCCUGUGAAUUGAGAGUAGCUCUCCUCUUACCAGCUGAUCCAAGCUUUGAUAUAGCGUUGCCGAAAGUUCUUCCGGUUCUCGAUUUGGCCGUCUAUGAAGCCAAAUUACGAGGUCUUUUACCUUCUUGGUUGAAAUUAAAGUUUCUUUCGCAAGACGAUCAUUGCGAUGCAACGUACGCCCAAAUUGGCGCGAUCGAUAGCUUCUCGAAUUGCGUACAUUUGUUCCUCGGCCCUGCUUGCGAUUAUUGCGUAGCGGCCGUUGGUAGAGUGGUAAAAUUCUUCGGUGCGCCGUUAAUUACUACCGGUGGAUUCACUUUCGAUUUUACGCAAAAGAAAACAGAAUGCAAGGACGAGUACUUUAUGACAACCCGAGUUGGAAAUUUGGCCUUCAGAGAUCUCGCCAAUUUCUUCAUCGCUUUGAUGAAUCGAUACGAGUGGCGGAAGGUGCAUCUGGUCUACGCGACUAACGGACAGAGUCAGCUCGCCGGCAGACACACUUGUCAGCUAAUGAUGAAGUCCAUGGUAGAGUUUAUCAAGAAGCAGCCAAACUUUACGUUCGGCACGUUCGAUGUCGAAACUACCGUCCCUAAAGAUUAUCCGGAGGCGUUGCAAAAUCACGUGGGCAAUUGGUACGGUGUCGUGGUGAUGUGUGCCAAUUCGACGACCAUCAGAGAGAUACUUUUGGCCGCGGAACAGCUUGGGAUGGUCGAUUCCGGGGAAUACGUGUUCUUUUCCAUAGAACUCUCGUCCAGCGACAACAACUCGAAGGAGCCGUGGCGGGUGGAGAGUGACACGGAGGAGAGGAACGAGAAAGCGCGGAAAGCUUAUCAAGCACUGCUAACGGUCACCGCUCGAACGCCCGACAAUAUCGAAUAUUUGAAUUUCUCGCGAGAGGUGAAAACGCUCGCGCAAACCAAAUACAAUUUCACUUUUGGGAGCAACUCGGUCUCGACUUUCGUCACCGCGUUUUACGAUGCGGUCAUCCUUUACGCCCUCGCGCUUAAAGAGAUCUUACCGGAACAUCCUGGCAGAGUAAACCUGGACGGCGGCGAUCUCACACGGAGAAUGUGGGGCAGAAGUUUCAAAGGUAUAACCGGGGACGUGAACAUCGACGAGAAUGGGGAUCGAAUAGCUGAUUACUCCCUUCUCGACAUGAAUCCAGAAACGUCGAAAUUCGAGAUCGUCGCCAAUUACUACGGUGCCAAUAAGACGUUGCAGUACGUGGCUGGGAAAAGGAUUCAUUGGUCCGGUGGCCGAUCAAAACCACCGCCUGAUACGCCCACUUGCGGUUUCGACGGCUCCCUGUGCCCUGACAAUACUCUUCCAGGAUACGCGAUUCUCUCGAUGGUCUUGAGCUCCAUCGUCGUCUUUCUCUUCGUUGGCUCGGUGUUCAUAUACAGGCACUUUAAGCUCGAGGCGGAGAUAGCUUCUAUGACGUGGAAGGUGCACUGGAACGAUAUUAUAUUCGUGCCGAACGCAAAAACCCGAGGCUCCAUGUUUUCGCUGAUCGCGAACAAGAUGCGCGGUAGUCAACUGACCAUAUACUCGGACGAAAAUAUUAGUAUGCCAGGUGAAAUAGACAGAAACGUCUACAUUCCAACCGGAAUUUACAAGAACUCUACGGUGGCCAUAAAACUUAUACCGAGGAAAAAGGUGGAAAUCUCACGGCCUUUGUUGCUGGAGUUGAAACGGAUGAAGGAUCUUCAACACGAUCACCUAGUCCGAUUUUACGGUGCUUGCAUCGAACCACCGUAUUGUUGCCUUUUGACCGAGUAUUGCCCGAAAGGAUCUCUCCAGGAUAUAUUGGAAAACGAGCAGAUCAAAUUGGAUCGCGUGUUCCGUGGAUCGUUGAUCCACGAUAUCGUGCGAGGGAUGGUGUAUCUUCACGCGUCCGAGGUGAAGAGUCAUGGAAAUCUGAAAUCGUCCAACUGCGUGGUCGAUUCACGCUUCGUCCUCAAGAUCGCCGACUUUGGAUUGCACGAGCUGAGAAGACCUACUUAUUGCGGGGCGGAGGUCGACAAGAAUAAUUACGCGUUUUGGAGGGGGCAGCUGUGGACGGCACCGGAAUUAUUGCGAAUGGAAAGGCGGCCACCCGAGGGCACUCAGAAGGGCGAUGUGUACAGUUUCGCUAUAAUCGUUCACGAGAUCGUGAUACGCCAGGGGCCAUUUUACUUGGGCGACGAUUACGACUUUUCCCCGCAAGAAAUAGUGGAGGGGGUGAAAAGAGGCGGUGGUUCUCCGCUGAGGCCCGCGAUCGACGACGCUGCGGUCGAGGAAGAGGUGGCCACAUUGAUGAGGAAAUGUUGGGCGCAAGACGCCGCAGACAGACCAGAUUUUCCCGCGCUCAAGCAGACCAUAAGGAAAAUUAACAAGGAUUACGAGAGCAGCAACAUCCUCGACAAUCUGCUCUCUCGUAUGGAGCAGUACGCGACGAAUUUAGAAACGUUGGUGGAGGAACGUACAGCUGAUUAUCUGGAGGAGAAACGCAAGUGCGAGGAACUUCUGUACCAAUUGUUGCCGAAGUCUGUCGCGUCCCAGUUGAUAAUUGGACAGAGCGUGAUAGCAGAAACUUACGACCAAGUAACCAUCUACUUCAGCGAUAUCGUAGGAUUCACCAAACUCUCGGCCGAGAGUACGCCACUUCAAGUGGUGGAUUUAUUGAACGAUCUGUACACGUGUUUCGACUCUAUCAUAGAAAAUUUUGAUGUUUACAAAGUGGAGACCAUAGGCGACGCUUACAUGGUUGUGUCGGGACUGCCGGUGAGGAAUGGGACGAAUCAUGCCAGGGAAAUCGCGAAGAUGAGUUUAGCGCUAAGGGACACCGUGAUGACGUUCAGAAUACGCCACAGGCCAAACGAGCAAUUGAAGCUUCGAAUUGGAAUGCAUUCCGGGCCUUGCGUGGCUGGUGUGGUUGGUCUGAAGAUGCCCAGGUACUGUUUAUUCGGGGACACUGUGAACACCGCAUCCAGGAUGGAAAGUAACGGGGAAGCUCUGAAGAUCCACGUCAGCCCGAAGACGAAAGAAAUUCUGGAUACCUUUGGGACGUUCGAGCUCGUUUGUAGGGGCGAGGUUACAUUGAAGGGCAAAGGCACGAUGACCACCUACUGGUUGAUCGGUGAGAAACCGAUGGGUAGCAACGUUCAGGAGACAAUCACCGUUUCGUCGGUGACGACAACGGUAACAUCCAUGACAACGACGAGCAAUCAGGUGUCGAUCGAGCAGCCACGAGCACUUCACGAGGACCGCGCAAGCGUAGCUGCGUGUCAAUCGAAAACGCACGAGGUUCAGUCGACGACGAGCAAGCAGAAUUGCCAAGAACAAAAUCAUCGGGCGGCGCAAAAGGGGGUGCAGGAGCAGCAAAGAACGAAUCAGCAGAAAGGUCAAGAGCAUCGACAACAACAGGUUGGAGGGCAAGGCGGGAGUCCGGAAUUGCAGAAUCGCAGCAAGGAUAGGAGUGGUGGCGAUGGUGGGCGCGGUGGUGGCAAGGAAGAUGGUGGAGGUGGAGGUGGAGGUAGAGAUUGGAACGACGGCAGCAAGGACGAGAGCAAGGUGGAGAGACAAGGUGGAGAAAUAUUUAGCAAGGGAAACGGUUUAACGAGUCGUGCUCGUACGAUAAGCAACGGUUCGUCUGCUUCACCGUCUCGUAAUCGUCCUCUCGUUUCGACAUCGUCGACCAACGUCGUUUCACAGGGGCGACGGCCCUAUCAAGCUAGCGAAAGCGUGGCGAAUCACACGGAAAGCGGUUCGAGCGCACCCCUCCUUGUACCCACGACACCCCCUUCGAGAGUUUAGUUCCUUUACUUCGUUCUUUUGUUCUCGCCUCACGCGCACACACACACAUGUACACACACCUUGCGAUCUUCCUUGCGGAUAAAUCAUCCUCGAUAUACGUGUAUCAUCAUGUAGAGUAGCAGCUGAUUAACUUUCGGGUCGGUUACCUAUCCGAUCGAAAUUUGGGUCCACACGUUCGAAAGGAUUUCUUUCGAAGUAAAAAAAAAAAAAAAAAAUGAGCGGGAACACGAUCGUUAUUUAUUGUAUCGAAGGAAAGAGGGACCAACGUGCACCUCGAAGGAGAAGGUAGAUAAUUCUGCCCUCGCGAUAGAUAAGUUCCUAGGUCGAAGGUUUGUCUCUCUCUCCCUUCCUCUCAGCUAUCCUUUCGAUCUUCUCUCUCUCUCUCUCUCUCUGCAGGUAUUCGUCUCGUAUUUCGAUGGAUAACGCCAAUACUUUCCAAGGAUCGAUGCUUUUUAAAAAAAAAAAAAAAAAAAAAAGUUCAUCGAAAUCCGAGAAGAGAGACGUAAAGUAAAAUUUGACGCGCGCAGGAAUCGAUUGAAAAGCGUGGAAGCAUGCAAUACGAGAAAAUUAAUUUUAAUAAAGUUACUAAAGAGCUUGGAAAGUCGAGAAAAAUCGAUCGAAUAUUUUGUCUUCCUCCUCGUUCUAUUUGCAGAAUAUGUUGUUGAGCGCUAUUCAUUUCCGCGAUUCGAUCGAAACGUGUUCUAUCGAUAAACGAAAGUUAUCUGAAAUAAAUUUCAAACGUAAGCGAUCGAACAAAAAUGUAAGAAAAAAAAAAAAAAAUAGUGAAUUUUUGCGCGUUCCCAUAUUGGUGAAAGAUAUGUACAUACAUAUAUAUAUAUAUAUAUACAAGGUAAUCAUGUUAAAAGAGGCUAGCUAAUUAUCUUCUGUAGUACUACUACAGUACUAUUCAUAUACCGAGGAACAUAUUUUAAACAAAAUCCGUGAUUUUAAAAAUUCCGAAGAAAACACCUUUGGAAUUCGACAUUAAGACAUAUAUUCGUCCAUUGAUAAGCAUUUAAAUUUCGUUUGUAAUAUUUUUUUAUAGCGUCGAAGAUAAUCAGGCAACCUGUUUUAACUUGUGACACCCCGUACGUUUAGAUUCUCACGCAUGAGUUACACGUACACAUAAGCGUGCGCACACACACAUACACAUAUACUCACGCAAAGUUAAAGUUUUACACUAUGUAUCUGUCGGUGUACAAAGGAAAAGAGAGGCUGGACCUCGUUCGAAAGUCACAAUUGCGAAACACAAUGGAAAUUCAAUCGAAGAAUCUUCGAAAUCUGCUUAUUCGUUAUGCGGAAAAACUAAUCGCGUAAUGUAGUCGUGCACACGCGCCCGUUUCUUGUUUAUAUGCGCGUUCACGCUGUGAAAGGAAUGAAAGUAUACAAAAUACAUUAGCGCAACGUCAAAUUUCUCUCUAUUCGUGUCAAUCUUUUUUUUUUUUUUCAACAGAUGUAACAGUUGAUUAUUCGGGGAAAAUAAAGUUUCUUCGUUUCCACGAUUCGUAUCUCUUCCACUGAAAUCGGUGGAUAAAAUCGAAUCUUUAAUUUUUUAAUUUACUUUUAAUUUAUUUUUAAACGAGAAUGAUAUAAUUAUCGUAGAUCGUAAUUAAUUUACAUUCAUUAUAUUUACGAUUUUAAACGCAGUCAUUGGAAGAGAGAUGUUGAAACCUACAACACAG
This is a messenger RNA of Apis cerana (Asiatic honeybee), 5609 nucleotides long. RefSeq names its product atrial natriuretic peptide receptor 1. Lineage: Eukaryota; Metazoa; Arthropoda; Insecta; Hymenoptera; Apidae. Gene Ontology annotation, biological process: intracellular signal transduction; protein phosphorylation; cGMP biosynthetic process. Gene Ontology annotation, cellular component: plasma membrane. The record is from RefSeq and is a predicted model, not a curated record. Gene Ontology annotation, molecular function: ATP binding; protein kinase activity; adenylate cyclase activity.